AAGUUCAGUGACUAAUUUACAUUUAACUCAAGAUUUUCUCGUGAUGGCAUAAAGAUACCAAAAAGUUUGAUCCCAGUUUCUAGACUACAGCGCCUCUCUCUACUCCGUUUUCCAUCGUCAACAGAAUACACAGAUUUGUCUCUAUCGCACACAUCAGAAGCCGAUGUUUUAGUAAAAAUAAAUCUUGCUUUUGCUUAAAAUAAUGAAGCAGAAAACAUUAAUCAAAAUAAAGAGGGGUUUUAAUUUUUUCUGGGAAAUUUAGGGAAAAAAACUGACAAAAAACUGCACUUCCAGAUUUUCUUUUACCAGAUCUAUUUUUCGACCCUUCUAUCCUAGUUUCUGAUUUCUCUUGGUUUUGGGUUUCUGAAUCUAUUUUGUCCCCCAAGUUUCUUGCUUUUUAUAUUUUUGUACCUAUGAGUUUUGUGUAUGCUUAUGAUUCAAAAAUUUUUCGAAUUUUCUUCUAUAAUGUUAUGCUAUUUUUAGUUGCAUUUCUUGGUUUUGAGAAGGGUUUAUUUUCCCUUUAAGAAAAUAAAAACAAAAAUCCCGUAGUUCUGUAUGAGAUGGGGAGUAAUGGAGAGCCCAUUAACAAGGGCAUUGAUGCGUCGGUGGGUGGGCUGGUUUGGGUUCGGAGGCGAAAUGGGUCUUGGUGGCCCGGCCGGAUUCUUAGCCCCGAUGAGUUACCGGAGAGCUCCCUGCUUUCGCCGAGAUCAGGGACCCCUGUAAAACUCCUUGGAAGAGAAGAUGCAAGUGUAUUGGAAAAUUCUUGCCAAUCUGCUUUCAGGGACUGGUAUAAUCUUGAGAAAUCAAAACGAGUGAAAGCUUUUCGAUGUGGUGAGUAUGAUGAAUGCAUUGAAAAAGCUAAAGCUACAGCAUCUAACUCCUCCAAGAAGGCAGUGAAAUAUGCUCGGAGAGAAGAUGCUAUUCUUCAUGCGCUUGAGCUUGAAAGAAAAGACCACCCGGAAUUCAUGUAUGGAAGGGAUAAGCAAGGUGGGGAGGAUCGUGUUGUUGAUCAAUCACCUACUUCAUUUAAUCCUAGCAAAGAAACAGACUGUAUUGAUGAAGAUUUAAGUUGUUCUGAAGAUGAUUCAGAUUCUGCACAGGAAUUAUCUCAGUCUGGGGUAUCGUUUGAGAACUUGAGCCAUUUAGAUCCAACUAAGGAUCAAUCUAGGCGACGAAGAACCCCAAAUGAUUCGGAGGAUGAUGGAACUGAAGGAAUAAAGCGAAUGAGAGGACUUGAGGAUUUGGGAAUGGGGGUCGUGUCAUCAUUGAAACGGAAGCGAUCGCAGACAUGCCAUGUUCACGAGUUCUUGAAACGGAAAAAUCGUCGCCGUACUUUGUCGAAGGUUUUGGAGAAUACAACAAUGGUGUCUGUUCCUGUCGUGUCUGAACAACUUAUCAGUCCAACCGGAUCUUCUCUCCCAGGAGCAUCAGACAGUAAGGUUUCUGAAUUAGAAUCAAAUGGAUCAAAGAAAAAUAAUUCAAUGGCAAUUAAUAAUAACUCAGAUACCACUGGAGUUUCUUGUGAGAAUGAGUCAACUAAUCCAUCCGGGCAUGCUAGCGAUAGUUCAAUGGUUAAAUCCAAACAGAAGGAGAAUGAAAUUUCCAGCGAGCUGGGGUUGCCUAAUGGUGAUUUAUUUGAAACACUGUUUGAUGUGCCCCUUGUGGAAGAAAAGCACUCUGCAGGCUUAUCCUCGAGCAUUUCCUGUGUAUCUCAGAAGGCACAAAUCGGCGCUGGAGCACAAUCUAGCCAAAGUAGUCUCGUCGAAACUUUAUCUCUUGGGAACGAAGAGCUUAACGAGUCUGCCUCUACCUCUUCAGGUACUGCUGAUAUUUAUAACAUAAGCCAGAGGAUGGAUCAAGGUACUUCGGAGUGGCAGUUGAAAGGGAAGAGGAAUGCUAGGUCAAGAAAAGUGGACGUGAAUGAUGGAUCUUCGACAUGUGUAGUUGGUCGGAAUGUUGAUUUUAACUGUGUUAGUGGGUCCCUCCCAUCUGACGUCUGUGGUUAUCGUUUAAAAUCGAGACCGAUUGCGGAAAUCCAGGUUGAUGAGUUCCCUGGUUGGAGCAGGAAUAUUCCUCACACAGCACCUGAUCUGCCGGUUCCUCAGAGGGUACUACCAUAUCGACACUCUCGUUUUACAGUUAACCCGAAGUACGACUCAUCAGAUUUUUCUCUUAGACACCACAAUGUGGGUUCUGUCUUGUAUGAUGUUACUUUGGAGGUUAAUGCUAGCUAUCGUCCUCAGCAUGUCCCAUAUAUCUCUCUCAUGAGCAAGUUAAAUGGUCGACCCAUCAUCGGCCAUCCACUUGCAACUGAGGUUUUAGAUGAUGGCUUUUGUGAUAAUCUGAUUAGUGGAUCUGAGUGCUAUAGCAGCAGUUCAGAGUUAGAUGGUGACGGUGAUCAGGGUACAAUAAGAUCAAGUUCAGGUGGGAGGAUGUCCAAGCAUUCGCGCAAUUCACCAAAAAUGCAAAAAACAAGGAAGAAUGGAUUCUUGUCGAAGAAGAUUAGGAUGUUGUCUUCGCUAACUGGUUCCCAAAAACGAAGUGAAGUAGAGAAGAAACUGGUGGUUGAAAAACUUCGUGGCCCGGCUGUAGCUUGUGUUCCCUUAAACGUAGUGUUCAGUAGGAUCAAUGCAGCCUUGGGACCAGCUCCCCGUCUUACUUCAACGAGCAACAUAUGAAGUUCGUUUUCAGGAUUGAAGAUUUAUGCACUUGUGGGAAAUUAUCUUCUGUAGUUUUAAUUUAUGUAGGCAGCCGGUUUUUCCAGCAUUUUUCUUUGGAGUUAUGCUCAGUUUGCCAGCACUAUAAAUUCCGACUGAAGUUAGAAAUCUUCUGUACAAUAAUCAUGCUGUGAUAUUUCAAUGACGUGAUAGAAUUUUAAGAUUGCUUGGAAAGUAGUCUGCUUUGGUGGUGUA
Molecule: messenger RNA, 2912 nt
Organism: Olea europaea var. sylvestris
Lineage: Eukaryota; Viridiplantae; Streptophyta; Magnoliopsida; Lamiales; Oleaceae
Exons: 3
Coding region: 561-2678 (705 amino acids)
Source: RefSeq, a predicted model, not a curated record